Archocentrus centrarchus (flier cichlid) is the source of this 1541-nucleotide messenger RNA. It is a transcript of the gene mul2, whose product is annotated as mitochondrial E3 ubiquitin protein ligase 2. Gene Ontology annotation, molecular function: ubiquitin-protein transferase activity. The transcript is spliced from 6 exons. The record is from RefSeq and is a predicted model, not a curated record. NCBI's taxonomy places the organism in Eukaryota, Metazoa, Chordata, Actinopteri, Cichliformes, Cichlidae. Bases 128 to 1186 code for a protein of 352 amino acids. Gene Ontology annotation, biological process: protein ubiquitination; organelle organization.
UCGUCACAGGAGAAGCUCGUCACUGCCUGAGUUGCUUAGUCCGGCGUACCUGAUUCGAGCAUAUAAACUUGGAGGUUUCUUUUCUUUGAGAGGUGCUCUUGGAGCCGUUACAGGAGAUCCAGGGCCAAUGGAGGGAUUCUCUGUGAAUGUUUUGGAGGCAACAUGCCUUGGAGUGAGCAUUGCUCUCUCAGGCCUCUCUUUCUAUCUGUAUAAGAAAGGCCGGACAACAGUAGAUAAACUCGAUAAUGCUCCACAGUUCAUCACAGAUAAAAGUCUCAAAGCCAUUUUGAAGCAGACUCCAGGAGCGCGGCUAGAAUAUGUCAUCAUUGAAGGUGCUGUAGAACCUGCUGGAAGACCUCUAAUGAGUCAAUACAACAGAGAUGCUGUUGGCGUGUUGCGUACAUUCAUGGUGAAAGACCACAGGCUGCUGUGGAACGGAAUUUCACGCUCAUGGAUAGAUGAUGAACGAAUUGUGCACAAAAACAUCGACGCAGUGCCGUUCUUAUUAGUGGGACUGGAUAAGACCGAAGUCCGAGUCAAGUCACCUCUACAGGCCAGUGGGCUGAACAUGGAGAUAACACAUGAGAGGUUUCACCAGGCCAGUCAUAGUUUAUUUGACAUCAUGGUGCAAUACUUGAGUGGGGAGAAGCCUAGAGGUCAACUGGAGAUUGAGAAAAUGCUCAGAGUGGGGACAAAUCUUACAGGUAUAGGUGAGUUGACUCUGGACACAGACGGCAUUCUGACUCUUCAACCCCCUUCUAACGGUUCACAGUACUUCCUGAGCACAGCGGACUUCAAAACCCUGCGAGGAGAGAAUGAGAUCCUGGCUUUUUGGUGGAAGGUGCUGGGCAUUACUUCUGCUUUGGCAGGGGCAGCAGUCCUUUUUUGGGUCGGGCUACGCUACUACCGCCAGCUAAAGCUUCGCUGGGAGCAGGAACAGGAAAGCAGGGAAUUUAACAGACAGCUGGCUGAAGACUUAAGACUGCACACUAACGUAACUGGACCUGAUGAUCAUCAAGACACAGCGAACUUGUGUGUUAUUUGCCUCAAUCAACCACGUAACUGUGUACUGUUGGACUGUGGACACAUGUGCUGCUGCUAUACCUGCUACCAGGCUCUGCCGCAGCGCAAAUGCCCCAUUUGUAGACAGAACAUUGUAAGAGUGCUGCCUCUAUAUCAAGUUUGACCUCAGUAAAGACUGUAAGUCCUGCACUUAACUUCUAAAUUAAAUGUGAGUCAUGUUGUGAAAACAUUUUGUCCUUUACAGAGGUCCAGUGAAAAAAUGUUUAAAAUUUUACAAUUCAGAUGUUUAGUUUGCUAAACAUUUAUGUGCCUUAUUUUGGCAUUUUCUGUGGCUGCUGCUGAGUAAUGGUACCAUAUGGGUCCUCAUGAGGAGUGUUUUGUUUCAGACAGUUUCAUUUGUAUUUUUUGUAACUGAAAGUUACUGAAGUGUUGAAAAGUUUUACUAUAAAAUUGUAUUUAACACUUAACUCACAGUUGAGACUGUUGAUACAGAUUUAAUAAAGCAUCACUCUUUGAAA